Molecule: messenger RNA, 1272 nt
Organism: Gekko japonicus
Lineage: Eukaryota; Metazoa; Chordata; Lepidosauria; Squamata; Gekkonidae
Gene: TUFT1
Product: tuftelin 1
Exons: 12
Biological process (GO): intracellular signal transduction
Cellular component (GO): I band; intracellular anatomical structure
Source: RefSeq, a predicted model, not a curated record
GCCGCGGACGGGCGAGCCAUGAACGGGGCGCGGAGCCUCUGUACGCUGGUGGAUGUGCGGAGCGAGGAGGACAGCUUGGACAGUGUGAAAAUAUUACGGCUGACGCUGCAGAAUGACCUCCCCGGCGAGAGGCGGGACCCAGUGAAGCAGAAGCCGGUGGGAAGGGCCUUUGCAAUGGUGGCCAACCGGCCCGCGGGCAGCCACGCCUUGGCUUCGGAGUGCGUCAAGUCCAGCGAGGGGGACGAAGAGAUCAUCAAGGUGUAUCUAAAGGCCCGAGCAGAGGACAAGGUGAAGCACGAGAAGAGCUCCCACCUGCUGAAAAGCGACAGUUGUCCAAGUCAAGAGCUGACUUCAGAAAAACAGAAUGGGAUCCGUCCGUACAGAACUACUUCGUAUCGAAGCCUGUCGGCGAGUGAGGAGGAGCCGUCCUACCCCGGAGAAGACAUCCGGAUCAUGCGCGAGACGACCAAGAGGCUUUUCUCCAAGCUGCAAGAGGCAGAGAAGCGGCACCAGUCGGAUCGGGCCGCUUACGAGACUUCUAUCUCCCAUUACCGGAGGGAAGCGGAGCAGUCAGGCACGGCUCUCCGGCAGGCGGAACUGGAUCUGGCCGAGAAAGACCUGAAGCUGGAGGAAGUGCAGCGGCUUCUCUCGGGGAUGGAGAAGGAGCACCGGAGCCUCCUGCAGAAGAUGAAAGACGGCGAAUCGGAGCUGGAGGAGCUGCGGAAGCUGCGGAACGACCAACUGGCUGAGCAGGAAAGGUCAUCCUAACUAGAAAAGGAAGUUGCCACUUUGCGGGAGAAGAUCCACCACCUGGACGACAUGCUCAAGAGCCAGCAGCGCAAAGUCCGGCAGAUGAUUGAGCAGCUUCAAAACUCCAAGACGGUGAUUCAGUCCAAGGACGCAAUCAUUCAAGAGCUCAAAGAGCGGGUGGCUUACCUGGAGGCCGAGAACCUGGAGAUGCACGACCGCAUGGAGCACCUCAUCGAGAAGCAGGCCAACGGCGACGGGUGCAGCGCCAAGCCCCGCUCCAAAUCUGAGUGCCUCAGCAGCGGCCCGAGGGUCACCAAGUCACUGGGACCCAAACCCUUGCCUCUGAUCCGCGUGGUGGAAACAUGAACCGGUUCCCAGCCGCCCGCCCCGCCCGCCCCAAAGGUUCAGCUCCGGGGUGAAAGAGACUCAUCCCCGCCUCGCUUAAACCCUCGGCUGAUCGGCGCACCAAACAGCAGCGGCUUCCAUAGCGGGCACAGGCCGCCCGGACGUUGUGGGCAAAAA